CAGGUCCUGGCAGGGCGCUAGUCCACACUCCGAUGACCUUUGCGAGGCGGGGCGGAGGUGGGGAUUCGGCGCAGAAGCCCCGCUUCUUCUGGUGGAGCGGCUCCCGGGGAUCAGUCUGAGCCCCGCUUUUUUUUUUGGUAAGGGUUUCGGUCUCUUGGGCUACCGCGCUGCCAGGGUCGGCAAGAGGUGGUUUAACCCCUUUUCUGCUGGGCAGCGUCGUAUAGAGCGGGUGGAUCCGGGAGUUCGGUGUCUGCAGAGGAGGGGUUAAGUAGGCGGGGCCAGGAGAGGUUGGUUACGUUGGCGCACCAGCUGGGCUCCAGAGCAGCUCGAGAGUCAUGCGGAGCAGGAGCAAUUCUGGCGUCCGCUUGGACGGCUAUGCCCGCCUCGUUCAGAAAACGAUCCUCGGGCACCAGGUCAGGCAGGCGGAGGUUCAACGGAUGGAGCGGAGCGUAGGGUUUGGGGUGUAGGCGGGCAGGUGGGAGUUCAACAGGUGGUGCAGCGAACAGAGCUUUUUUGCAUUGAAUGCAGGCGUGGAAAUGUUCGGCCUGAAAGCCAGCGGAAGUUCAACAGGUGGGUGGGUUUUUUGCAGGCAAGAAGGAGUUCAACAGGUAGAGCGGCGGACGGGUCUUUUUUGUAUGGCGGGCAGGCAUAGAAAUAGGCAGGCGUAAGUUCAACAGGUGGGUGGGGCUUUUGGGCAAGUGGAAGUUAAACAGGCGGUGCGGCGAACGGGGCUUUUUUGCAUUGAAUGCAGGCAUGGAAAUGUUCGGGGUGCAGGCCGGAAGUUCAGUAGGUGGGUGGGUUUUUUGCAGGCAGGCGGGAGCCCAACAGAUGAAGCGGUGGGUGGGGGUUGGAAUGGAAAUGUCCAGAACGCAGGCAGGCUGAAGUUCAACAGGCGGAACUAUGGGUGAGGUUUUUUGCAGUGCAUGAAGCCAUGGAAAUGUUCUGCAUGGAGGCAGGCAGAAAUUCAACAGGCGGAGCAGCAGAUGGGGCAUUUUCUAGGACAAGUAGGCAGGCGGGAGUUACAGGUAGAGCAGCGGAUGAGGGAUUUUUCAGGGUGUGCAGGCAGGUGGGAGUUCAACAGGUGCAGCAACAGAUGAGGCUUUUUCAAGGCAUGGGAAUGUUCAGCACACAGGCAGGCAGAAGUUCAAGGGCUGGAGUGGCAGAUGGGGCAUUUUCUAGGGUGAGUAGGCAGACGGGAGUUAAACAGGUUUAGCAGUGGAUGGGUUUUUUUGCUGGGCGUAAACAUAUGGAAAUGUUCAGCACAUAUGCAGGUGGAAGUUUAACAGGUGAAGUGGCAGAUGAGGGCUUUUUCAGGGUCUGCACACAGACGGGAGUUCAACAGGUGGAGUGGCGGACAGGGCUUUUUGCAUUGUGUGAGGGCAGGCGGGAGGUCAUCCGGGGGAGCAGCGGAUGGGGCCUUUUUGCAGGGCGGGAAGACUUUGGAAAUGUUCAGCAGGCAGGCAGGCAGAUGUUCAACAGGCAGAGCAGUGGGUGACAGGUAUGGAAAUGUUCAGCGUACAGGCAGAUGGGAGUUUGACAGGUGGAGCGGCAGACUAGGGCUUUUUGCAGUGCAUGAAGCCAUGGAAAUGUUCAACAGUCAGACAGAAUUUCAGCGGGUGGAGCUGCGGAUGGGGCAUUUUCAAGGAUGAGUAAGCAGGCAGGAUUUACAAGUGGAGAGGUGGAUGAGGGAAAUUUCAGGGUGUGCAGGCAGAUGGGAGUUCAACAGGUGGAGCGACAGAUGAGGCUUUUUGCAGGGCUUACAGGCAUGGAAAUGUUCAGCACGUUCAACAGACGGAGUGGCAAAGACGGGCUUUUUGCAGGAUGGGAAGGCAUGGGAAUGUUCAGCAGGCAGGCAGGCAGGACUUCAAGUCAAAGCAGCAGACGGUGGCUUUUUGUACGACGGGCAGGCAUGGAAAUGUCCGGCACCCAAGCAGUUGAAGUUCAACAGGCGGAGCAGUAGGUGUUUUUUAAAGGGUUUGAAGGCAUGGAAAUGUCUGGUAGGCAGGCAGAUAUUCAACAGGUGGAGCGCCUGAGGGGGCUUUUUACAGGGUGUGCAAGCAGGCAGGUGUUCAACAAGCCCAUCUCUCUGCAGAACCCCGUGACGGGCCUGCUGCCAGCCAGCGCUGACCACCCGGACGCCUGGGUCCGCGACAAUGUCUACAGCGUCCUGGCAGUUUGGGCGCUGGGAUUGGCUUACCGCAAGAAUGCUGACCGCGACGAGGACAAGGCCAAGGCGUAUGAGCUGGAGCAGGUAACUAGGGCAAAGUUGGAAAAUAAUAUAAAAUAAAAUAUAAAACAAUAUAAAAUAAAAUAGGGAGGGAAAGAAAUUAAAAGAAAAGAAAAGUACAAUACAAUAAGAUAGAACACAAUAACAAAGUGAAAAUGAAAAUGAAAUGAAAUUAAAAUAAUAUUAUCCAAGGCGCCGAGCAUAUUGCUAGGCUGCCACCCCUCUGGCCUGAAGGCUUCCUGGCGGGUAAAGAUCCACACCCACAACCCAAAAACCCAUUCCCCAAAAGACUGGCUUUUCCCUCUCCCCCCCCCCCGACCCUGGGGUGGGGAAGCACCCUUCUUGGGAAUCCUCUUUUGGGUCCUCCUUGCUGGCAAUACAUCUCCCUAUCUCGCCCUGUAACCUGAGAGCCGCAGCGCCUCUCAGCCGGGGCAGCUGUUUUCUGCCUGUCCUGACAUGACCCCGGGGCGGGGGUGGGGGCGAGAUCGAAACCUGAUUCCUAGGCCGAAUGCCUGAAAUGCCAAGUCGAAAAGCAGAGCAGGAAAAAACGAGAUACAGACAAACAAACUCUAUUGGCUGCGGAUCUCCAGGUCGGCAAUUCGAACCCCUGGCCUCGGGCCUGGGUUGGAGGAGCUUUGGGGCUGUCCGUCCCGAGUUUGAGUUUUGAGUUUACAGUGGUGUUUUUCUUCUCCCCACAGAGCGUGGUCAAGCUGAUGCGAGGCCUGCUGCAGUGCAUGAUGAGACAGGUAGGGGGUCAGGCUUGAUGACCGCUAGGUGUACCUUCCCAUGUUUUUGCAACCUUUCCCGGAUCUGAUAUUCGGGGUCCGGCUAAAUGACCACUGGGGUGUCCCAUCCCUCAAUUCCCUGCCAUUUUAUGGACCACACAGGGAGGUUUUUCCAGCAUUUCCCAGAGCUGAUAUUUGGGGUCAAGUUAGAUGUCCCAUUUUUCUUCCAGGUGGACAAAGUAGAGGCCUUUAAAUAUACCCAGAGCCCCCGCGAUGCUCUGCACGCCAAAUUCGCACCCGGAACCUGCGCCACCGUUGUCGGUGACGACCAGUGGGGUCACUUGCAACUGGACGCCACCUCAUUGUACCUCCUAAUGCUGGCCCAGAUGACGGCAUCAGGUGAGAUAUUUUAUUUUAUUGUUUUAUUUUAUUUAUUUAUUUAUUUUAUUCUUUUAUUUUUUAUUCUGUUAUUAUUAUUCUUUUAUUAUUAUUAUUAAUGUAUUAUUAUUAUUGUUUGGUUUUGUUUUUAUUUUAUGUUAUUCUAUUAUUUUUAUUUUUAUUUUUAUUCUGGUUUUAUUAUUGUUUUUUUAUUAUGCUAUAUAUAUAUAUAUAUAUAUAUAUAUAUAUAUAUAUAUAUAUAUAUAGUAUACUAUAUAUUUUUAAAAAUAAUAAUAAUACAUUUUUCAUUAUUUUAUUCUAUUAUUACCUUUCUUUUUGCAGGGCUGCAUAUCGUCCACAGCCUGGAUGAAGUCAACUUUGUGCAAAACCUGGUUUUCUACAUAGAAGCAGCGUAUAAAACGGCGGUGGGUUGGGAUGGGUGGCGCCGAGUGCAGCCCCUGAGAAAAAUAAUCACAAUAAAAAUAGAAACCGAUAAGAACCCAUUAUGAUAAGAACUGUUCAGAAUAACAAACCCAUAAUAGGAAUCUGUAAAAUUAACAACCCCUAAUACUAACGCAUAAAAAACAUAACAACCAUGAUAAUAUUAAGCUGUAAGAAUAAUCCUUAAUAAAAAUAAUAAUCCAUAAAAAUAACCCAUAAUAACAACCCAUAAUAAAAAUUAUAAAUAAUAAUUACCCAUUAGAAUAAAAGCCCCUAAGAACAACCUAUUAGCAUAAUAAACCAUAGUAGGAAUCCAUGAAAGUAAUAACCUUUAAUACUAACACAUAAUAAUAAUAAUCAGCCAUAAGAACAACCCAUAAAAAUAAAUCAUAAUAAAAAUAAUAGACCCUUAAUCUGAGCCCGUGAUCAUAAUAACUUCUAAUAAUAGCAAGAAAAAUAACCCCUAAUAAAAAUUGUAACCCCUAAUAAGAAUAAUAUAAGAAUAAUACCUCAUAAGAAUAAUAACCCAUAUUAGUAAUCCAUAAAAAUAAUAACCCCUAGUACUAAUCCAUAAUAAAGAUAACCCAUAAUAACCCAUGAUAAUAAUAAGCCAUAAGAAUAACCCAUAAAAUAACCAAUAAAAUAAUAAAAAUAACCCAUAAAAUAAUAACCCCUAAUAAUAGCAAUAAUAAUUGCCUCUAAUAAGAAUAAUAACCCCACAGAAUAAGAAACCCCAAAGAAUCACACCUAAGAAGAAGAACCCCUAAUAAAAAUAAUAAAAGCUUGAUCCAAACCCAUGAUUGUAAUAAGUCCCUAAUAAUAGCAAUAAUAAUAUCCCCUAAGAAAAACAGUCACUCCUAAUAAACCACAAUAAUAAUAACCCCUAUGAGUAACAAACCUAAGAAGAAUAAACCCACUAAAAAUUAAAAAAUAAAAAAUUAUAGGAACCUAUGAUCAUAAUACAGUGGUACCUCAGGUUAAGAACUUAAUUCGUCCUGGAGGUCCGUUCUUAACCUGAAACUGUUCUUAACCUGAAGCACCACUUUAGCUAAUGGGGCCUCCCGCUGCCGCCACUGUGCGAUUUCUGUUCUCAUCCUGAAGCAAAAUUCUUAACCUGAGGUACUAUUUCUGGGUUAGUGGAGUCUGUAACCUGAAGCGUCUGUAACCCGAGGUACCACUGUAACUCCUAAUAAUAUCAAUAAUAAUAACCCCUAAUAAAAAUGGUCAACCAAAUAAGAAAAACAAACCCCUAAGAAUAACAAACACCCCUCAGAAGAAUUCCUCAUAAAAAUAAUAAGCCCAUAAUCCGAACUUAGGAUCAUAAUAGCUGCUAGUAAUAGCAAUAAUAAAAACAGUAGCCCCUAAUACCCCCAAUAAUAAUAAUAACCCAUGUUUUUUGUGGGGCAGGAUUUCGGGAUCUGGGAACGUGGCGACAAGACUAACCGGGGCAUCACGGAGCUCAACGCCAGCUCAGUCGGCAUGGCCAAGGUGAGGGGCACGGGGCGAGGCGGGAUCAGGUGCCCACUCAGGGAUGCCUAAGCAUGGGUGCUCAUCUAUGGGUGCUCUUUCUCCCUCUGCAGGCGGCCCUCGAGGCCUUGGACGAGCUGGACCUCUUCGGGGCCAACGGAAGCCCCCAAUCAGUGAUCCAUGUGUUGUCGGACGAGGUGCAGCACUGCCUGGUACAGACCUGGGUUCGGCAGGGGGUCGACUUACCGAAAUACUUUAAUUUCUGAAAAUUUUGAAAAUUUACAAUUUAGAAAAUUCCCAAAAUUAAAAUCCAGAGGGUUCUAGGUAGCCUCCUCCUCAGGGUGUUUGUUUUGAACGCAGAGCUUGGAGGGCCACCCGUCCCGGAUGCCCGAGACUUUUAAAAUUGAAAAUUGGAAAUGGAAAUUUUAAAUGGACAUUGAAACUUUACAAUUUUAAAUUAACAAGGAAAAUGGAACAAUUAACAAAAAAAUGACAUCAAACAAAAUUAUUAACAUUAAAAUUUAAAAUUAACAUUUAAAACUUAAAAUUAACAUUAAAAAUUUAAAAUAAAGAAAAAGUAAAUUAAAAUUUAAAAUUAACAUUAAAAAAUUUAAAUUUAAAACUAACAUGGGAACUUUGAAAUUGAAAACAUUAAAAAUGUUAAAUUAACAUUAAAAGUUAAAAAUUUUAACUUCAAACACAAUUUGAAAUUAGCCUUGAAAUUUGGUGGCCCUCGGGUCUCUUCCGGCUCUAUGAUUGCAUCCUGCUUUCCUGGUCUCCCUUUUCUUGAGGGGGUUAGACCAGAUGACCCUUCUAGGAUGGUGCUCUAUGUUUCGUCUGCCUCUCCCCGCAGUCCAUCCUCCAUUCGAUGCUGCCGAGGGCAUCGGCUUCCAAGGAGAUUGACGCCAGCCUCCUGUCCAUCAUCUCGUACCCAGCCUUUGCCGUCGAGGACGCUGAGGUGGUGGAGAAAACCAAGCGGGAAAUCAUCGACAAGCUGCAGGCAAAAUUUUUUUCUUUAAAAAUUAAUCAUUUUCUCAUUUCUUUUUUAAAAAGUCACAUUGGGAAAAAUCAGUAAAAAUAAUUUGUAAAGCAGUUUCCCCUUCCUCCUCUUCCAAAGGGUCGCUACGGUUGUUGCCGGUUCCUCCGCGAUGGCUACCGGACUCCCAAAGAGGUGAAUUUUGUUCUGUUCUGUUUUGUUUUGUUAUUUUAUAUGUUUUUCAAUUUUAAUUUUGUUUGUUUGUUUUUAGUUUUUAUUUUAUUUGUUCAUUUCAUUUUUAUAUUUAUUUCUUUAUUUUAACUUAUUUAUUUUCUUAUUUUCCCAGGACCCCCAACGCCUCUACUACGAACCCUCCGAGCUGAAGCUUUUUGAGAGUAUUGAGUGCGAGUGGCCACUCUUUUGGACCUACCUGCUGAUUGACGGAAUCUUUCGCGGCAAUGACGAGCAGGUUGGGGGGGGGCUUUGAUGACCCAGGUUGGGUUCAGGGUUCAAAUUCCGAGUCCCUGAUUGAUGCAUGUCUGUCCAAAGGUCCGGGAGUACCGGGAAGCCCUGGAAGGCAUCCUCAUCAAGGGGAAGGACGGGAUCCGCUUGAUCCCAGAACUCUACAGCGUCCCAUCGGACAAGGUGAGCGGUUUUAUUUGGGGGGGGGUCUGCCGUCUGGGUUCCCAUUUCUAGAACCCGCAACCUUCUCUCCCUGCAGGUCGACGAGGAAUGCCAAAACCCUCACACGGUGGACCGGGUUCCAAUGGGGAAGCUGCCGUUGAUGUGGGGCCAGUCCUUGUACAUCUUGGGGUGCCUCCUUUCCGAGGUGAGCACCCUUGGGUGCCUGGGAUCCCAGGUUCAGGGUCCUGCUCCGGAAUCAAACCCGUCUCCCCCCUCCUUAGGGCUUCCUGGCGCCGGGCGAAAUUGAUCCUCUCAACCGGCGCUUCUCGACCGUCCCCAAGCCAGACGUGGUGGUCCAAGGUAAGCCCAUUCCGGGGGGGGGGGGGUUAGAAAUAAAAUAAAUUUAUUUAAUAAUUUUUUUGAUACAAACAUCAACCACAAAAGACACAUACAACAAAAACCAUAAUAACAAUAAUAACACAGUUUGACAAUUCAGAUUUGGAUACAAUGAUAUACCUGUGACCACCUUUUUAACAAUAUUUUCCCGCCUCUCUCUCCUCCCCCUACUUCCCACCACUAUCUGCCUUAUCACUUAAAUAUUCCUUCCAGAUUUAUUGAUAUUUAUCCAUUCUUAAUUUGUGCCGACAUGCAAUUUGUUUGUAUGUAGCUAGUCUGUCCAUAUUAUCAAUCCAUGUGCUCAAUGGAAUCUUUUUGCGGCUCAUCCAAUUCAUCAAAACAAGUUGUUUUGCUUCUAAUAUAGCACAGUGCAUCCAUUUUUUUUUUGACCCUUUGAAAUCUUCCCACAUUUCUGGAAUAUAAUUUAGAAUUAAAUUCAGUUCCCCUAAAUAACAAUUUCUUUUUAUUACUCUUGCUAUAAAUAUCCUCACCUCGCACCAAAAUGAUCUUAUCGGGCAUUUAAUCAACAUAUGUACUAAGUUCGCAUUUUUACUCCCACAUCUCCAGCAGUUGUCUGCAUUUGUUAUUUUCUUCUGGUAUAGUUUUGCUGGAGUCCAGUGGAUAUUACUAUUUUCUGCUGAAUAAGUCUUAGUCUUAGAUCCAUGGAGACUAUUUCUGUUGACUUGACUCCCAUAUAUCAUUUGUUAUCUGUACCCCCAACUCUUCACUCCAUUUUUGUAUAUCGUAUUCUAAAUCAUAUUUCUUCCUGUUGAGUAGGGUCUUAUAUAGUGCAAGUGUAGAGCUUUUUGUUUUUGUUGCACAAAUUGAAUCUUGUAGCAGCAUGGGUGUUUCCGAUGCUGCUAUAGCCAAACUGCCUUUCCAACAUAUGUUUCAAUUGGAUGUAUUGCCAUGGUGUUUCACUGGUUAAUCCAUACUUUACUUGCAGUCUUAUAUUCCACAAAUUUGUAAUUUUCAUCAAUUAAUUGAUUGAAUGUCAAAAUACCUUUUUUCAUCCAAUUUUGCCAAAUUAUUACUUGAUUUCCAAUUUUUAAUUUUGGGUUGGCCCAUAUUGUUAAUUUCUCAUGUUGAUAGGGGUCAUCCUUAUUAUUUUUAUUUAUAUUCAUCCAAAUUUUUAUUUGUGCUUUAAUAGUCUCCAGGAUAAUAGGAUAUUUCAUAAAAUUGGAGCCAAGUUUAGUCCGGGAGGCUUUGACAACCCAGGUUGGGCCAGACUUGGGUUUGGGGUUUGAAUUCUGAUUCCUUGAUUGAUGCCUGUUUCGGGGUUUUCCGGGACCGGAGCAGCUCCAGAUUAACUCCGGUUUCCCCACAGUUUGCAUCUUGGCCGAGACAGAGGGCAUCCAAUCGGCUUUGAGGAAGGAGGGGAUUGAGGCGGAGACGGUUUCCGGCGUCUGUCCGAUCCGGGUGCAACCGGCGAGGAUCCUCAGCCAUAUCUACGCCCGAUUAGGUGAUGUGGAAAGGGAGCCCAGGUCAUUUAGUCUGACCCCAAAAAAUUACAAAUUGGAGGAACAGUGGAGAAAAGGCAUUCGAGUGGGAUUAUGGGAAAUAAAAUAAAAAUAAAAUGAGCAAGAUAGAAUUGGAAGAGGAGAAAGGGACCCUUGGGUCAUUUAGUCUGACCCCAAAACAUGCGCUGUAAUUGAUUCCGUUUAGAAAUAAAGGGGAGGAACGGCAGAGAAAAGGUAUUCGAGUGGGAUUAUGGGAAAUAAACAUAAAAUGAGCAGGAUAGAAUCAGAAGAUAUGUGGGACGCCUUUAAGGCAACAUCUAAGGUGCGAGUUUGAAACCCUAUAACAUUUCCUUGAAUGACAUUUUAGGGAAGUUUUAAACAACUGAUGCUUUGUUGUUGUUUAGUUGUUUAGUCGUGUCCAACUCUUCGUGACCCCAUGGACCAGAGCAUCCCAGGCACUCCUGUCUUCCACUGCCUUCCGCUGUUGUUUUAAUGUAUUUCUAUUUUCUUUUGUUGGAGUGGCUAGGGAAACCCAGCCAGAUGGGCAGGGAGUAAAUAAUAUAUUAUUAUUAUUAUUAUUAUUAUUAUUAUUAUUAUUAUUAUUCCACAGGCCGUAACCAGCACAUGACCCUCAGUGGGCGCCCCUUCCGCCACAUGGGCGUUCUGGGCACCUCCAAGUUCUACGAUAUCCGGAGCACCAUCUUUGCCUUCACGCCACAGGUGGGAAGUUCCCUGGCUGUCAUCCAGUCCAACCCCCUUCAAAUUUCUCCCCCCCCCGCCCCGCAAAUUUGGUGAAUCAGGAGAAUGCCGCCAAUUAGUUUAUCCUCUUAACAAAAAAUCCCCAAUUUGAUCAUAGCUGUUAUUUCCCCCUCUGGGGGGAAAGCACCGUUUUCCAUUCUCCUCUUUCAUGGAUACAACGAUCAAAAAAAUGUUUCAAUAUAUGCCCCCUUCCCCUCCCCCCCUUGUUUACCCACCUCUCCCUCCCUCCUCACAGUUCCUCGACCAGCAGCAAUUCUUCCUGGCGCUCGAUAACAAAAUGAUCGUCGAAAUGCUCCGGACAGAUCUCUCUUACCUGUGCAGCCGCUGGAGGAUGACAGGGCGUCCCACCAUCACCUUCCCUGUCUCGCACAUGAUGCUUGGUGUGUCACAUGUGUUUUAAAUUUAAAAUAAAUUUGUAAAAAAAAAUAAUAAAUUGAAAUUUCAGAAAUUUCAAUUGAAUUUCAGAAAUUAAAUUUUGGAAUUUUCAACUAAAUUUCAAUUAAAUUUCUGACAUUUAAAACCCUUUUGAAAUUUCAGAAAGUUCAAUUAAAUUACCUGAAUUUUAACAAAUCAUCUUUUGCACACGUUUCCCUUUUAACAAUUUUUAACAACUUUGCUUCAACUUUCAUACAUAUUGCCCUUAACAGCUCAAAUUGGAUCUUUAUUAAAAGUCAGAAGUUUUGGCUUCCUGUUUCCGGCGGUGGGAAAUGGCAGAUUCCCACACGAUCGGACUCCAGCCGUUCCGAUAAUUCAGGGCUGAUAUGGGGGUAAUUAGCCCUGGCAGCCUCCCCAGGGCAGGGGAGGACUGUCUCGAUGACCCGCGGUUUGCCCCACGGCAGGGGCACUGGGUCACGGAGCAAGAGACGGACUGACACUCCUGUGAUGCCACCCCAUAGCCGGAGGCAUCUGUUUGGAAAAAUAUAAAGAUUUUCAAAUCAGACACGCUCUGAACUGAUGAAGCUGGGAAAAAACCUGCAGUAUGUACAGUCUCUGGUGUAAAAGAUCGAAGUUCAAAGAGAUCCUCAUCAUGAUGUUUGGGAUCUGGAGGGGCUUGGUAUGUUUUUUCUUCUUCUUCUAACAUUAACAAUUCAUUUUGCAUGCCAAGCCUCAUUAAGAACCUAAAUUGCUCUUCAAAAAGUGAGUACAGAUGGACUUUUAUAUGUAAUUGGGACCUAUUCGCAGCCACUUUUCUUUUAAGAUUUGAAAUGCCCGUUAAAGACGAAAACAAAGAACAAAAUGGCGUCUACCCACUACGCACUUAUGGAAUAUCUGAAAUACCUCCCUGAUUAAGAGAAACAGGAGCUAACUGAUGGUUGGUCAUAAAGACUGGAAACAAUAUUAUAUAUACAACUGUUUGCAAAAAGAAGUUUUUUAUUAUGAGCAAGAGAAAGGGCUAAAUGGAUGUCUGGCAGCCCCCCUCUAGGGCCCGAAGAGGGGACUGGGUGGAUUCCAAAGGCCAAUUGUUAACUGUCUGAUACAUGGCUACAUUGCAAACAGUCUGCUUAAGAAUAAAUCAACAAGGAGUUUUAGAAGGAGGUUUCUCUCUGUUUCUUUGAUAACAGCUUGACAGGAAAGAUUAACAAUUUGGGAGCUGCCAAAAUAACAAUUCUCAAAGAGUCUGGAAUGGAUGCAAUUAAAUGAAGUGUUGCGAUGAAAAACAAAAACAGCUGAAAGAGUAUAAUAAACGGACAAAUCUGCACUCCAUAGAAAAAAAAGUGUCUGUUUUCUGACAUGAAUGAGGAUCACAGAGCCAGAGACAAAACGUGGAGGAUAAAAUCACGAUAUGGAAUUAUGAAAACCACUGAUGAUGAUGAGAGGCAGGACUAUGAUGUUGAAAACGCUUCAGAAUUCAGACCGUGGGAAGCCAAAACAAAAAAUUUAUUACAAUUUGGAAGACAAUUGGAAAUUUUUUAUUUUAGUUUUGUGGGGUUUUUGGAUUUGAUUUGAUAUGUUAAUUGGAUGUUCUUAUUGGAAAAUUAAUAAACGCUUUAAAAAAAAGCUAGAAGUUUUAAGAAAUUCACUUCAACUUUGAUACAUAUUUCCCUUAACAGCUUGACUUUAAUUCGUAUUACAUUUCAGAAAUUUUAACAAAUCAACACAUCUUUCCCUUAAUCUUUUGACUUCCAUAUUUUUUGAAAUUUCAAUUUCAGGAAUUUAUUAAAUGUUAUAAAUCUUAACAAAUUCAACUUUAGUCUGCAUUUCCCUUAACAGUUUGUAUUGAAUUUUUAUGACAUUUCAGAAAUGUUAACAAAUCAAUGCGCAUUUCUCUUAACUUUUGGACCUACUUUUUUUUAACGUUUCAGGAAUUUAAAUUUCAAAAAUUUAUUAAAUAUCAUACUUUUUAACAAAUUAACUUGAACUUUCCUUCAACUUUCUCUCAACCUGUUGACUUCCUUUAAAAAAUAUAAUUCAGAAAUUCCACUGAAUUUCAGGGAUUGAUUUGACUUGAAUUUUCAUGGCCACCCUUUUACGCUGCUUAUUGCGAUCUCGUUCUUCUCUCUUCUAUUCUGAUGGCUGCCUUUUCCCAUCCUAACUUCUCUCUCCUUCCCUUUCUUCCCUUUUCAUUCCUUUCUUCUGCCUGGCAAGAUGACAGUGGUGAUGGCAUCCACCCGGCCGUUUUGGCCAUGCUGCGGAAAUUGCAGGACGGAUAUUUCGGAGGAGCGAGGUGAGGAUUGCAGGAAUCGUUUAAUGCUGUCAGAUGGGAGGCAUCAAAAUAGUUAAAUUAUUAUUAUUGUUAUCAUUAUCAGCCCAACAGAAGAAUCUGGCUCUGGGUUGAUUUAUCUAUGGGAAGCUUUUGCCAGGAUUUCAUUCUUAGGAUGGUCGAUUUCGGAGGGAUCCCUUGGGGGUCACCUAUGAUUCUCUGAUCCUUGCAGGAUCCAGACCGGUCGCCUGUUGGACUUCCUCACCACCUCGUGCCACUCCCACCUGAGUUUCAUGGACGCUGGGCCGGAUGGUAAGCCCUUGGUGUGUUCCCAUGCCGCAGCUUUUUUGAAACCAUCCUGACUUGUGAUUCGAACCCGGAACGAUCAGAGGGCAUUGGUGGCUUUAACCCAGAACAUACCCUCCGGACGUCCCUCUUUGCAAUCGCUCGCUCGGACUGGAGACGAACCUUAUCGUUCUGAUCGCAGCCUUAAAAACAUCCCAGUCGGAGUGCUGUCCUAUGUCAUCGGAGAAAAGCCGGAGGGGAUAGAAUAGGACAUCCCCAUUUUUGGCAAAGGGUUCAAAUCCGGACCUUCUGGGCUACACAGACGCUGCCUUAAAGGUGUCCCAGAUCCCAUCGGAGAGAUGUCAGAAGGGAUGGUAGGACGUCCCCUCUUUUCACAGAGAAACAUCACCCCUCUCUCUUUUCCAGCGGACAUCUGCGACGAGGUGGCCCAAUACCUGGACCAUCUCCUCCACCAGGCGGCUCCUAAGGCCCACCUCCCGCCCGUGGCUCAGAAAGCCGGCUUGCACCGCUUCCGGGCGGCGGUGCGCACCACCCAGGACUUGGUGUCUCUGCGGUCGAAGGCGAAGGAGCUCCACGUGGAGAGUAAGUAUGGCCUCCCAGAAGCGGGUCAGACUGGAUGACCUCUCGAUUCCAGCCCAACCGUUCCACCUUCUCCUUGCAGAUGUCAACAUGUACAUCCCUUCCAGCCUCUUCCAGGAGUCACGCCACUCAGUCCACCUUCUGGGGUCGCCACCAGAUGGCAAGGUGAGUAGCCAGUUCUGAUUGGGUUUUGGGGGCGGGAAAAGCCAUGCAAGAGGGAGAGCUUUUCACUUCUGCAGGAAACACUCGUUUCUCAAAGCCAACCCAUAGAAGGUAAAAACCCCUUUUCCCCUCCCUUUCUUUAAAGCCACAUAAGAGGGAGGGCUUUCCUCUCCUGCCCGAACCUCCCAUUUCUUGAAGCCCAUUGGGAGCGAGGCUUUUCCCUCGCAAUGCUAAACUCCCAUUUCUCAAAGCCAAGCCAGAGGGAAGGUUUCUUUCUUUCUCUUUUUUAAAAGCUACAUAAGAGGGAGGGCAUUUUCCCAUUCCAUUUUGAGACCCCUCAUAGUGGGUUUUGCUGGGUGACAUUUGGGGUGCCUCCUCACUCAACCAGCCUCCCUCCCUGCCCCCCAGACGUCUUUCCCCACCGAGGCGGACCUCCCAAAAGAUGCCGACGGGAACGUGGACUGCCGGUCAUUGGUGGAUCAGCUCCGGGCUUGCGCCACCCUGCAGGAUCAGGCCAACUGCCUAUCCAUAUUGUACAGCCUCAAGUAGGAACUAAAGUUUUCUUCCAUUGGCGUUUCCUUCAUGAGAACUUCAGACCUCGGUGAAUUGAUUAAAUCUGUAUAUCGCCUGCGUUGCGGGGAGUUAGACUGGAUGACCCCAGGUCCUUUCCCUGGGAUUUAAGAGCACUUGCACAAGAUCCCUUCUCUCUGCCCUCCUUCCUUAUUUUAUGUUAUUGUUUUCCAUAAUCUUUCCCAUAAUCCCACUCAAAUGCUAUUUCUCUGCCAUUAUUGGCUUUUAAGAUGGUGUUGGACUGGAUGACCUUCUGGGGUCCCCUUCCGACUUGGACACUUCCUUUUAGGGGUCCCGAUUGGGAGACGGAGCUAUAUGGUGAGGCAGGAGCCACCGUGGGUGACCUCCUCACGGAGCUGUAUUCGAAAGCUGGCACCGCUCGGCAGUGGGGCUUGAUCCGCUACAUUUCCGGUGUCCUGAGAAAGAAGGUGGAAGCUUUGGAUGAGGUUGGGAUAUUUUGAAAAAAUAUUAAAAUUUUGAAGAAAAAAUAGGGUUCUGGGCAGCCUCCUUUUGGGAAGAGUUCAAGGGGGUCAAUGUAGAUGAGAAGGUACCCUUCUCUCUCCCCAGGCCUGUACCAGCCUCCUGUCACACCAGAAGCACCUCACCGUGGGUCUCCCCCCGGAGCCUCGCGAACGGACCAUCUCGGCGUGAGUUUUUGGGGUCGCCACUCGAUUCCGGCACUGGGCCAUCCCAACGGGGAAGGCAAUCAGGGGGCAAUCCCAACCGGGGAGAUAAUCGGGGGCAAAAUGGGGGUAUCUGGACCUCCAGAAGGGGUCAAACCCAUGUCUCUUGCACCAGGGGCACGUUGGCCUUAGUCCUAGUAUCCUUACUGGGAGCUGGAGGAUGGGCUCAGUUUUAAUCUCCUAGGUUAAUCAAUCAAUCAAUUAAUUAAUUUGAUUUUCUUGCAUUCUCGUUGUACAAAAGUCAUCUCUCCUUUCAGAGACUUAAUUUAAUUUAAUUUAACUUAAAGCUUUUUAAUUUGCUGGUACAGGCCAACUGAAAAUGGGCCAUGACAGGUAGAAUACUAAAGGUAUGAAUUUAUUGCUAUUACUGAUUUAUAUUUUUCAAUUUAAUAUUAAUUUUAAAUUAUAAAUUAUUGUCAGUUUUUUCAUUUUCAUUUUAAUUGAUUUAAAUUUAAUGCUAAUUUUGUUUUAAAAUUUAAAAUUAUUUUUAGACUUAAAUUACUAAUAAAGUUUCUAAAUUUAAGUACAAUCCAAAUUCAAUUUGCUUAAAAUUUUGAAAUUUUAAUAAUAAUAAUAAUAAUAAUAAUAAUAAUAAUAAUUUUUAUUUAUACCCCGCCCUCCCCAGCCAAGGCCGGGCUCAGAGCGGCUUUCAAGCAAUAAUAAAAACAAGUUGAAUGAUUACAACUUAAAAACAAAAUGAUUAUUAUUGAAUGUUUACAUUUACAUUUAAUUUGAAUUUAAAUUCUACAUUUAAAUUUUCAAAUUAAAGUGGUUAGGUAUUAAAUAUUUAAAUUCAAUUUCAGAUUUAAAUUUAAUGUAAGCUUAAAUUUUUUGACUUACCAUAAUGCCUUAUUUUUAAAAUUUAAAUAUUUACUUUCCAUAAAUUUAAAUCAUUUAAAUUAAAUUAAUUUUUUUAGAUUCGCCAAUUUAAGUUCAGAUUUAAAUUAAACGUAAGCUUAAAAUUUUUAACUUAGUAUUAUCACUUUUUUUUAAUUAUUCUUAAUUUCCGUAAAUCUAAAUUAUUUAAAUUUAAAUUAUGAUCCCUAUUAAAUUUGUCAUCGAAAUGUUGCGUAAAAACAGUUGGUAGAGCUGGCGACUCUCGAUCCCAGUGUCCUGGAUUAAAUUUUCAUGUCUGGUGAGACAUUAUUGCCUUCAUCGGGGUCAGACUAGAUGACUCUCGGCUUCCCAACUCAGCUGUUUUUCCCUGCCAGCCCCCUUCCGUAUGAGGAGCUCACGCGCCUGAUUGAGGAUGCCAGUGAGGGGAACCUUAGCGUCUGCAUCCUGACCCAGGUGAGUGCUGGGGUGCUGGGGAGAACAGUGGUGGGGACCCCAUUUUCCAGGAACUCUGGGCACCCGGCUUUCCCGGGAACAGUGGUUUGUUCCCCGGAAAUUUGCUCCCUGGAAACCAUAGUCCUCCAGGAGUCGUAGUUCAUUCCCUGGAGAUUUACUCUCCAGGAUCUGUAAUCCUCUGGGAGUCAUAGUUUCUCCCUCUCUUCUGGUUCCAGGAAAUUAUGGUUUACCUGGCCAUGUACAUCCGGACGCAGCCGGCCCUCUUUGCCGAAAUGUUCCGCCUCCGCAUUGGGCUCAUCAUCCAGGUGAUGGCGACUGAGCUGGCGCAGUCGCUGUCGUGCUCAGGUAGGCAGGAGCCUAGUCACAAGGCCACCAAUUCCAUAAAAUACCGUAGGUGAAAUUGUCCCAUAUAAUAGGAGAAAUACGGUAUUUUUCUCAUAUAAUGGAUAUACGGCAUUGUGCCGUAUAAUAGGAGAAGUACAGUAUACCCCCUCCCUCACAUAAUAGCAGAUGUAGGGGAUUGCUCCGUAUAAUAGGAGAAAUGCUGUAUUUUCCCCAUAUAAUAGCAGAUAUAUGGCAUUGUCUUUCUCUUUCUUUCUCUGCUUCUUUCUCUUCUUCCUCCCUUUGCUUCUUUUUCUUUCUUUCUCUUUUUUCUUUCUUUAUAUUCAUUCCUUCUUUCUGCUUUCUCUUCUUCCUUUCUCUUUCUGCUCUUUCUGCCUUUUCAUUUUCCUUCUUCCUCUGUCUUCUUCCUUCCUUCCUCUCCUCUCUCAUUCCUUCCUUUCCCUUCUUUCCUAGCUUCCUCUACUUUCUCUUCUUUCUCUUUUUUAUCUCUUUCCUCCUCUUUUUUCUCUUUUUUAUGUUUUUUCUUUCUCUGCAUUCUCCUUUCUUCCUUUCUCAUUCUUCCUUUCUCUGCUUUUUAUUUAUUCCUCUCUUCUUUCAUUCUUCUUUCUCUUCCUUCUUCCUUUCUCUUCAUUCUUUGUUCUUUCUUCUUCCUACCUUUCUCUGUAUUUUCUUGUUGCUUUCUCUUCUUUCUUUCUCUUCUUCCUUUCUCUGCUUUCUUUGCUUGCUCUUCUUUAUUUUCUUUCAUUCUCUGCUUCUUCUGCCUUCCUUUCCCUCUUCCCUUCUUUCUUCCUUUCCCCUCUCCCUCCCUAUCUCCCAGCCGACGAAGCCACGCAGACCUUGUUGAACCUCAGCCCAUCAGACGUCAAAAGCCUCCUGCACCACAUUCUGAGCGGAAAGGAAUUUGGCGUCGAGCGCAGCGGUCAGUCCUUGCAGGGUCAGACUAGAUUCCUCUGGGGGCUCCCUUCCACCCCGAUCCAGCACUAAGAACCCCGCUGUCUCCCUGCAGUGCGUACCGCUGACUCGGCACCAGGUGUCUCCAUCCGUGAAAUGGCUGGCGCCACCAAAACAGAGCGUGCCGGAAUCGCCCAGCUCCGGAGCGAAAUCCAGCAAGGGGGUGAUUGGCGCCCCACCAAGGAGACACGUCAAGGCGGGUGGCGACGGCGACGGCGUCUCGACGGCUCCCUCAACAGGGUGCCAGUGGGCUUCUAUCCGAAAGUGUGGAAGGUCCUGCAGAAGGUGAGUGCCAAAUCUGGUGUGACUCCAGAACAGGAUCGAAUCUCCCAGAUUUGCGUUUUAUGAGGCCAAAUAUGGAGUGAAUGCGAAUCUCCUGCGUUUUAUCUGAAGUGUGCAAGGUCGAAUCUGGUGUGUGUGCAAAUCUGAGCAUGACUCUGGAGCAGGCACAUAUCUGAGUAUGAAUCCAAAGUGUGCCAGGCCGAAUCUGGAGUGAAUGCGGAUCUCCUGAAUUCGGAUCCUAAGUGCAUGAGGCUGAAUCUGGUGCAUGCGCUAGUCUCUUUGAGUCUGAAUCUAGAGCGAGCACAAAUCUGAGUGUGACUCUGGAGCAGGUCCUGGGUGCAAAUUUGUCAAGAACGUGACUCCAUUUCCACUCUUCUCUUCCUAGUGCCACGGUCUAUCCAUCGGUGGCUUUGUCCUCCCGUCUUCCGCCACCCAAGAGGUAAUGGCAACUCGGUUUCCCUACUGGCACAUAAUAAUAAUACUAAUGAUGAUGAUGAUGAUGAUGAUAGAAAGAUGGAAACAGGGAGAGGCAGAGAAAUUGAAAGACAGAUAAAGAGAGAGAGGGAGAGAAUGAGGGAAAGAUGGAGACAUAGAGAGAUGGAGAGAUUGAAAGAGAGAGAAAGAAAGAUGGAAAGAUUGAGGUUGAAAGAGAGUGAGAAAGAAAGAAAGAAAGAAGGAAGGAAAGAGAUAAGAGAUAAGAGGGAGAGAAAGAGGGAGACAGAUGGUGAUGUAGAGAGAGAGAGACAUCAAGAGAGAGAUGGAGAGAGAGAUUGAAACAGAGUUUUAAAAAGAGGGAUCAAAACAGAGAUGAAAAGAGCAAAAACGAGAGAGAGGAGAGUCUCCCCUGGUUUCUUUACCGUUUCCCGCUGGACACGGGUUCAAAUCCUGACGCCCAUUUUCCAUUUUUGACAGAUGACACCGGGUGAGAUCAAGUUUGCCGUUGGCGUCGAGUCAGCACUGAACAAGAUCCCGCAGCCAGAAUACCGGCAGCUCUGCGUGGAAACCAUCUGGGUGUUGACCCUGUUGGCUGAGGUCGACUUUGAUGGAGCCGGGAGGCUUGUCAGCAUUGAUGACAUCAUCAAGAUGGCGGACGAAGCGUUCCGCCAGGAGCAGGUGAGGGCAGGCACCCUUGGAUGGGGCAGUUAAUUGAUCACCCAAGCCCCACAGCACCAUUCCCAGGGAAACAGAGCAGCGUUGCUUGCAAAAUUGGUGUUAGAAGUGGGAUCGCAGCGCCGAACGGCGACAUCUCACCCGUAUUUUUGGCAGAUUGUCUUUAUUGAUUUUCUGCAGCUGUUUGGGAUGAUUUAUUGAUCGAUCACCUGGCCCCACAGCAUAGUUCCUGGGGAAACGGAGCAGCUAAGCUGGUGGCAUUGGUGUCAAAAAUGAAAUAAUGGCACCAAUUUCUGCUCUCUGGCCUUGACUCUUGUCUCCUCUUCCCUUUUUUUCACCAAAUGCAGAAAGUCCUGGGUGCGGAUGACGCCAUGCUGGAGAGGGACCCCGCCACAGGCAUCUGCACCUUGCUCUAUGACAGCGCCCCCAGCGGGCGCUUUGGCACCAUGACUUACCUGUCCAAAGUGGCCAUCACCUACCUGCAGGAGUUCCUCCCCGAAGCCGGCUGCAGCAUGCAGUAGCCAAGAACAAACAAAUCUCUCAAUAGUCUUUCUAUCUUGCCUUUGCCUUGCAAAUUAUAUGCAAAUUAGGUUUCCCAACACAAUUAAAGGGAGUUUUUUAUUCAGGGAGGGAAGAUUUUUCAAGGCUGUGUGGAGUUGGAAGGCUUGAAAUUAUGAAAAGUAUGGUUUUAAUUGUUGAAUUUUAAAAAUCAUUUACCCAGUAAUCAUUUCAGUGAUUUUUAAAUUUAACAAUCAUUUAAUCAUUUCAAUUAUCAAUUUAAAAAUGAUUUAAUCAUUUCAGUGUUUGUUAAAUUUAAAAAUUAUGUAAUCAUUUCUAUAAUUUUAAAAUUUAAAGAUUAUUUAAUAAUUUAAAUAAUUUAAAUAAAUGCAUGGGUUUUUAAUUUUUUUAAUUACAUCAAUCCUUUAAUUAUUCAAAGUAUUUAAUCAUUUUAAUAAUUCUUAAACAUAAUAAUUUAAUGAUUAUGAAAAAUCAAAAAUACCAUGCGCCAAGGAAGGUGAUGGAAAGCCCCAAAUAAAAUGUAUUCCUUUUCUUUUGGUUUUGAAAUGAUUUUGAUAACUUCUAUAAAAUGUCCUUUUUAUGUUGGAAAUGAUGAUUUUGUAGAUUGAAAGUCUCCAAUAAAUGCCUUAAUUCCGUUUUCCGAUCUGAAAUUAUUUUGGUUUUGAAACAAUUUUGGCGAUCAAAAGUUUCCCAAUAAAUGCCUUAAUUUUGUUUUCUGAUUUGAAAUGAUUUUGGUUUUGAAAUGAUUUUGGCGAUCAAAAGUCUCCAAUAAAAUGGCUUAAUUUCGUUUUUCGAUUUGAAAUGAUUUUGCUUUCAAAACGAUUUGGGGGAAUGAAAUCCUACUAUGAAAUGCUACUAAAUGUGUUGCAUAUUUAGAUAUCUUGUAGCCAUUUCCUGUCCACAUCUCCGAGUUCGAAUCCUCUCCACAGACUCUUUGUUUCUCUGCUCUUCAAUGGAAAGUUUAUUCACGUAUUCGUAAUUUUAUAAUAAUAAUAAUAAUAAUAAUAAUUUAUUAUUUAUACCCC
This is a messenger RNA of Podarcis lilfordi (Lilford's wall lizard), 19913 nucleotides long. The record is from the annotation of a GenBank genome assembly. NCBI's taxonomy places the organism in Eukaryota, Metazoa, Chordata, Lepidosauria, Squamata, Lacertidae.